GUAGAUCCCCUAAAUUUGUGGCUGGGCCAUUUUGUGUCUCGCUCACGAUUUUAGAGCCUUGACAUUUUCCGGCGCGUCUCUUAAACGCUGCGCUUAAACGUAAACUGUCAAAAACUGCCUGAUUUGUAUUCUUCUCCUUAUUUGAAACCUGACACCGCUGAUGUUUCAGCGCCCAUGUCCUCCCGUAGGUUGUGCGCUGCGGAGUGAUAUUCCAUUGGAACCGACAAUGUGGAGGCUGUGAAAAUGUCUACUUGGGAAAAGAAAUGAUUGCAGUUUCUCCAAGUGAAAGGAAACAAGAGUACCGCAAGAGUUAUGGUCCGCGUUAAAGACGGGAGGUCGGCUUCGUAACGAAGACAUACAACGAGGCGAGACAACAGAGGAGCGUUUUAUAUUGUCUUUCCUGCGCUUCAUCAAGCCCACAGACUGGGACCACAGGAGAAGGAUUCUAUCCCUAACUUUGUUUUUCCUCUCUUAUAUAUUGUCAUAUCACUUCCCGCUGCUGGAUGCUACACUGCUGACUCCAGUCUGUUGCUGAGACUGUAAAGGCCCAGUGAACAGCAUCAGAGAAUGGCUGCAGUGGAAAACGACAAGGAGCUGAGCGACUUGCUGGAUUUUAGUGCGAUGUUUGAACCUCCAGUUUCGAAUGGAAAGAAUGGGCCGACGACUCUCGCCAGCAGCCAGUUUGGAGGUCCUGGUGUAGAUGAGAGGAGAGGGCCCAGUCCGUGGGGACCAGGGGACCAGACUAGUCCAUCUUUCAACCAGGGAAGGGUUUUCGAAGAGGGCCUUUACAGUGAGAGAGAAAGUCUGGCCUCUACCCCGGUAUUUGGACCAGGCAUUGCUGGAAAAGCUGAACGAGGGUCAUACUCAUCAUUUGGGACGCAGCCUGGUUUUAUGCCAAGUGAGAUACCCCUGCCCAGUCCUGAUAGCCUCUCUCCGCCUUCUGCCAAGUCCAAUUCCCAGUUUUAUUCAUCCUACGAGAGGAAGAGACCAGCACAGGACCUCUCUGCAAAUCCGCAGUCGAAAAAGAUCCGUAAGGUUCCUCCUGGCCUGCCGUCCUCAGUUUACCCCACAGCCACAGGAGAGGAUUUUAAUCGGGACACCGCUUGCUUCCCAGCCUCCAAAGCAGGAAAUGUCUACCAAUCACCGUUCUACAUGCAAGAUGCCCACCCGCCCUCUGAUCCUUGGGGCUCUGCCGGGUCGAUGAUUCAGCCUGGAUAUUCUGCCGUGUUGGGGAACUCCCCCCAUCUGGGCCAGCACAGUCCAUUCACUGCCAUCAACCCUCAAGACAGAAUGAAGCGGCAUCCCCUUCCCCUCUCACCCCAAAACUACCCCUUGCAUGGCAGUGAAGUGAACGGAGCUCAUCCCACCAGCUUCCACGCCGGCUCCAGCAGCUUCGGAGUCCCCAGCCACACACCCCCUAUCGCUGGCACUGAAACGAUUAUGGCCAAUCGGGGUGCUGUACCAGGAAGUUCGGGUGAUGAGAUUGGAAAAGCCCUGGCAUCAAUUUAUCCUUCAGACCCCAACAGUAACGCUUUCCCUCCAUCGCCGUCUACUCCCUCCGGUUCACCACAGGCUGUAUCAGGUUCUGCAUCACAGUGGACUCGAUCCUCAGGCCAGGGCACCCCUUCACCUAACUUUGAGGGAGGAAUUCAGUCCAUGCAGAGUAAACUGGAGGACCGUCUGGACGAAGCCAUCAAUGUCCUUCAGCGGCACGCCAGCGGACAGGGAGGGCCGGGACUUGCAGAAAUGCACAGCCUGUUGUCGGCUGGCUUAGGGAUCGCACCGGGCUUCAACAGUGCAGCUCUCGGAUUGGCCAGUCGUCUGCAAGGACUGGUUUCCAGCCACCUUGAGGAUUCAGUUAGUCUGCCCUCUAGUGGAGGAGCUUUGCAUCACGGCCCUGCAUCUGUUCAUUCAGGCUCUCAGCCGGACGGUUUUACAUGCCUGCCUGGAAGCGGGAAUCGUUCCGGUGGCACAGCUAUCAAGCGAGAAGCGAAAGAGGACGACGAGAAUUGCUCAAUUACAGACAAGUCAGAGGACGACAGAAAAGAUCUGAAGGCUCGUCUUCGAACAAGUAGUCUGGAUGAUGAGGAUGACGAUGAAGAUCUGCCGGUGGAGAUAAAGGCCGAGCGGGAGAAAGCACGGAGCCUCGUCUCUUUGACCGACGAGAACCUGACUGCGGAGGAGAAGGAGCAGAGGGAGCGCGAUCGCCGCCUAGCUAACAAUGCCAGGGAGAGAGUGCGAGUUCGCGACAUAAACGGAGCCUUCAGAGAGCUGGGCAGGAUGUGUCAGGUCCACCUGCAGAGCGACAAGGCCCAGACCAAGCUCGUCAUCCUGCAGCAGGCUGUCCAGGUCAUCCUGAGCCUGGAGAAGCAGGUGCGAGAGCGUAAUUUAAACCCAAAAGCCGCCUGCCUCAAGAGGAGAGAGGAGGAGAAAGUUUCAGGGCUGGAGCACCAGCUGCAGCUGGGCGGGGGCCACCCUUCUCUAGGAGGGGACGGGCAUAACCCCGUGAGCCAUAUGUAAUACUCAGUUCCUGUUGAUUGUCCAGCCCUACGAACGAACACGUGGCCUUAUCGAUCAUUGUCGUCCAUCUCAGUGUGUGAUAAUCAUGCAAACACCUAUUGCUGUCAAAAUAGGUGGCCACAUUCCUGACGAUGGGAACAAUUACAAGAAGCACACGGGAUACAGUAAAAGAAUACCACUUUAUUGACUUUUACGUGACAGUACUUGGAACUGAACACACUGCUUUUGGAGACAGUGGAUAAUGGACAAAAAAAUGCUCUUAUGAUAAUGUUUGGGGGGGUUUCAGGACAUUGUCAAAAAUUGCUUUACACGUCGGGAGGAAAACCUGUUUGGAUCAAAAAACACUUUUGGAUCAAUUGCUCUGAGCGAAGUUGAGCUUUUUCUCGUUGAGUAGUUAUUGGCAUUCCCGUCAAAAACAGGUCUUACAUUCUUCACAAGUUGAGAGGGGUGAUUUAUACACCUGACGAUUGAACAAAAAUCAGUUUAGUCACACCUUUAUCACACCUCAUGUGUAGUGUUUGGUCAGGAUGGCUGAACUACAGAAAAAUGAAGAUACUCUGCCUUGCAGAACCAUUCAAACCCUGUGAACUGCUUCACAUUUUGUCACUUUGGAACCACAUUGUUCACGGUGUUUUGUUGAGAUUUUACGUGAGACUAAAGAAAAUCUGAUUUUUUUUUCCAAGAAAUAUGCAGAGGUGGAUAGAGUUGACAAAAAUUGUUCUCAAGCACAACUUCAAUAUUUUUUUUACUUAAGUUGAAGUAAAAAGUAGUCAAUCAAAUUUGGUAAUUUGGUAAGAAGACUAGUUAGGUACUGAGUACUUUAAUAAUAAUGCUAAAUCUAAUUUAAGUUGUGAAAUGAUUUAAUAACCAUAAAGAAAAAAAUUAAAACGUGAUGGAUUUAUUUUGAAUAAUAAAGUAAAAAAAAAAAAAAAGAAGAAGAAGAAAAGUCAAUCAUAUUACUACAAAAUAACAAAUUCAGGCAGAAAGAAAUACAGUAUUUCAAAUCUCAGUUUUCCACAAUCUUCCACUUUUCAAACAAAUAGUUUAUAAUAAAGUGACAAAAUGGGGAACAAGUUGAAGGGGACUAAAUACUUUUCCAGGGCAUUGUACCUGAUCUGUCAGAAAAACUGGCUUCUGUUUCAGGCUCUUUUUCUUAACUUUAUUUCAGUGGCUGAGAAGGUUGCCAGAGUCGCUGACUCCGCACUCGGACUUUGGGUUACUUUUGUUUUCUCGGCCCAGAACUGUGGAGCCCAGAGUCUAUAAUCUCUUCAAGUCGUGUACAUCUGUUAGUCACUGCCAUGCAAGUGGAAUGGAAAGACAGGAGAGGGAGGCCCCCCAACAGACGCAAACACACACGGAGGUUGAAGUAGGUUUGGUUUAGACGUCGGACCCAAGCGUCCUUCGCCUCUUUAAAGCCAGCCGCAUCAUCCUGCACACAUCAGAACCUAUAUGAGGUCACGUUUACGACACGAUGAACUCAUUAAAGUCUCAGAGCAGUUUGUGUUGUGAUUAAUAACAUUUUUGCUUGUAGGCAAUUUGCUAAGUAUUGAAAGGGAUCAUGAGUGUUACUGCUAUCUUUAAGACAAUUUCCUCUUUUGCCAUUGACUGACAUGAUUUGGUUGCUCUUGUUUUGAGUGUUGGGUGUUCUCAACACCGCCGCUCCCGCCCCCUUAUUGAACAAUUGUGAGGCCUGUUAUAAGGAUCUUCCUGUUUUAGAGUUCAUACUAUAUCUUUGGUUUUGUAUUUUGUUUUUCACGUUGUAAUAUAGUUGUUUUGUUCGAAAUGCCUUUUCAUUUUUGUUUAUGUUUUUUUUUUAAUGUAAGACGACUAAGUUUACAAAGGGUUAAACCCUUUACAAACAAAGUGAGUUUUUUUUUUCUUUCUUUGGUGCCAGGUGCUUGGAGAUGUUAGCGAAGACAAAUUAUCCUGCCGUGACAUCACAUGUUGUGAUAUUGGUCAAUUUUUUUAAGUAUACAGUUGUUUGAAAUCACCAAACCUUGUUGACGAGGUGUAAUUUGCAAAAGUUUUAAUUUUUUAUUUUGAACAAGAAAUUACUCUUUCUUUUGCACACCUCCUUCUUCUAAUGUUCAGCUUUACAAUGAGCUUGUUGAGUAAUGUGAUGCAGUGGUAGGGGGACUGCAACAAAAUUCAGUUUCAUUAUGAUAAGAAAUCCUCAAAUAGAUAAAAAAGAAAAAAAGGUGGCCGUAGCCAUUUUCCUGACUUCAGGAGCUUGGAUAAUGGUUACUCACCAGUGCCUCAUUGCGUCCCAAUGGAUGAUGUUACUUUCAAGGUUUUAUAACUUGUAUCUUCUUGCAAUAAAAAAAUAAUAUUUUAGUAACAUCUGUCAUGUGAGGUAGUACACUUGACACUGACCUUGGUGUGUAAUGAGAUGUUACCUGACUAGUAACAUAAUCUACAACUUUGAAGCUGAAAAUUGUAUCAAAAUCUUUCUUCUUCCUCAUUCUCAUGUUGCUAAGAUUUUUGCCUUAGAACUGGCAUGUGCAUUGAUGUUUAUGUAUAACUGCAAGAUGUACCCAUGUCAACUUUAUCACUGGAAGCCGACACUGAUAGGGAACAGUAUUUGUCAUAUUGUCACUCAUCCUGCCCUGUGGACGUGCCUCGUUUACUCAAACAUUUCCCAAGGAAAAAAAAAAAGAGACUUUGUAUAAUUUGGAAAACCACUUUUAAAGAUUUUCUUUUGUCAGUGGAUAUUUCUGCAGUAACCUUGUCUCAAAAUGUACAAUUGAUAUGUUUGUUAACAGACCCUGUCUGUCCUCAGUGAACAAUGACCUGCCACAGAUUUCUGUCUUCUCAUAUUUGGGGACAUUAUCUACAUAGGCUAUGUCCUCAAAGUGCCUCCAAUUUCCUAUUUUUUAUAUAUAAAGUAGAUAUUGAGAGCUGUUGUGUAUAUAACAGUGAUGUAGCAAUAAAUGUGCCAUUUUUAAUAACA
Gambusia affinis (western mosquitofish) is the source of this 5470-nucleotide messenger RNA. RefSeq names its product transcription factor 3a (gene tcf3a). Bases 568 to 2520 code for a protein of 650 amino acids. NCBI's taxonomy places the organism in Eukaryota, Metazoa, Chordata, Actinopteri, Cyprinodontiformes, Poeciliidae. Gene Ontology annotation, molecular function: RNA polymerase II cis-regulatory region sequence-specific DNA binding; protein dimerization activity; DNA-binding transcription factor activity, RNA polymerase II-specific. Gene Ontology annotation, biological process: regulation of transcription by RNA polymerase II. The record is from RefSeq and is a predicted model, not a curated record. The transcript has 21 exons. Gene Ontology annotation, cellular component: transcription regulator complex.